Messenger RNA from Fonsecaea erecta, 360 nucleotides. RefSeq lists its product as hypothetical. The transcript is spliced from 2 exons. The record is from RefSeq and is a predicted model, not a curated record. Bases 1 to 360 code for a protein of 119 amino acids. NCBI's taxonomy places the organism in Eukaryota, Fungi, Ascomycota, Eurotiomycetes, Chaetothyriales, Herpotrichiellaceae.
AUGACUGAAAGACACGAUCCGCACGAUCAGUUCACGGCAUCGAUCUCUCAGAGAACAUGUUCACGCGGGCACGAGAAAUGCCACGGCCGAAGAGGGGGCUACGACGAGUCCAUCACCUACGAGCGCGCCAAUCCCCGAGGGGAACUGGAACUUGGCCCGACAUCGUACGACUUCGUCUUCGCCACGCUCCGCCCGGGAGGCCGCUUCGUUUUCUCGAUCGAGCACCCCGUACUGACGGCGCCGGCGGACGCCUCGUGGCACCGCGACGUCGCGCGGGGGAUGGUGUUCUGGCCACUGAACCAGUACUGGGACGAAGGAGUGCGUGUGACGGACUGGCUCGCCGAGGGCGUCCGGAAGUAG